Cimex lectularius (bed bug) is the source of this 1782-nucleotide messenger RNA. It is a transcript of the gene Alg11, whose product is annotated as GDP-Man:Man(3)GlcNAc(2)-PP-Dol alpha-1,2-mannosyltransferase. The record is from RefSeq and is a predicted model, not a curated record. The transcript is spliced from 9 exons. Gene Ontology annotation, biological process: protein N-linked glycosylation. Gene Ontology annotation, molecular function: GDP-Man:Man(3)GlcNAc(2)-PP-Dol alpha-1,2-mannosyltransferase activity. Lineage: Eukaryota; Metazoa; Arthropoda; Insecta; Hemiptera; Cimicidae. Bases 219 to 1706 code for a protein of 495 amino acids. Gene Ontology annotation, cellular component: endoplasmic reticulum membrane.
UUUGUUUGAACUUUUGUCAUUUUUAGAAAAACAGUUUUUAUUUUAUCUUCCCCGGCUUCUUUUAUUUUGUGUCAACGUGUCAAUUUUUGUAGUUUGUAAAUCUAAUUAGAAUGAGAUAUGAGUUUUAAUAGGAAGUAUAGAUAGAGAUGACGUGAUUUCUACUUUAACUUGGAAAACUUUCAACUCAGUUUAUAUAAAAGAAUGUGAUAAUAGUUUAAAUGGAUUUUAGCUGUUUUAAAAUGUAUUCCAUCAAUUUAGUUUCGUUGAUUCAAUGGGCGUUCGUGCUCGUAGUUUCCACAGUAGUACUUAUAAUAUUGUUAUCAUUGAUUGCCAAGAAGUACUUUCAGAAAGUUAGAGAAAAAGCGAGAAAGAGUGGUCAGCCAUUCUCAGUUGCGCUGUUUCACCCGUACUGCAAUGCUGGCGGCGGUGGAGAACGAGUGCUGUGGUGUGCGGUCAAGGCAAUUCAAGCAAGAUAUAGUUCGACGAAAAUAGUAAUAUACACUGGAGAUCUGAAUGCCUCUCCAGCAGAGAUAGUCAAGAAAGUAUAUACACGAUUCAACAUCACUUUAUCGUCACCAGUUGAAUUUAUUUAUUUGCAUAAGAGGAAGUACAUCGAGGCAAGCCGAUACCCGCAUUUUACACUUCUCUGUCAAUCCUUAGGAUCUAUUUCACUCGGUUGUGAAGCCCUAUUCGCUUUUUUACCAGAUGUGUAUAUUGACAGCAUGGGCUUUUCCUUUACACUUCCAUUGUUCAAAUUAAUUGGUGGUUGCACUACGGCUUGCUAUGUACAUUACCCUACCAUAUCAAAAGACAUGCUCAAGAGAGUGAUUUCACGAGACGUAACAAUUACAAACCGUGCCCAUGUCGCAAGAAGUCCGAUUCUUUCCUUCGCAAAACUCGUUUACUACAGACUCUUUGCUAUGGUUUAUAGUAUUUGUGGAGGGUAUUCAGACUCAAUUAUGGUCAAUUCGUCAUGGACUGAGGACCAGAUCACCUAUAUUUGGUCGGGCUGCAGGGAUGGAAAGAACCCUACCCACAGGGUUUAUCCUCCUUGCGACACUAAAUCACUCCAAGCCAUGCCUUUAGCUAAAGACAUAGGGGAAAGCAAGGAGAUUAAAAUUGUGUCCGUUGGCCAGUAUAGACCAGAAAAAGACCAUCCCCUUCAAUUAAAAGCAUUGUACGAGCUGAGGCAGAUUGUGAGCGAGGAAACUUGGGACAGAAUUAAAUUAGUGUUCAUCGGAUCGUGUCGAGACAGUGAAGACCAUAUUAGAGUAAAGGACAUGAUGGAUCUCUGCAAGCAUUUGUCACUUGAAAAUAAUGUUGAAUUUAAAGUCAAUGUUACAUAUGAAGAGUUAAAACAAGAACUUGCUUCCAGCAUGAUUGGUCUUCAUGCCAUGUGGAAUGAACAUUUUGGAAUUGGUGUUGUUGAGUGCAUGGCUGCAGGCCACAUUAUGGUCGCACAUCGCUCUGGUGGACCCAAAGCUGAUAUAAUCGAAGAAGCGGAAGGAAGCAGGAAUGGGUUCUUAGCAUAUGAUGAACGAGAAUAUGCUGAAGCGAUUGCUGCAAUUAUUAAAUUAUCUCCAGCAACCCGGAAAAAGAUAAGGGAAGCUGCUCGGUCUUCUGUUGAUAGAUUUAGUACUGCCGAAUUUGAAAAAGCAUUUCUCAGAACCAUUGAACCUUUAUUUUCUUGUAAUAAAGUGAACUGACCUAAUUCAAGAUGCACAUUAUAUGAUUUAGCAAUUGUUUAAAUCAUAUGUAUAUAAUAAAUUUUUUUUACAAUAA